This is a messenger RNA of Cavia porcellus (domestic guinea pig), 1228 nucleotides long. RefSeq names its product proteasome 20S subunit beta 8 (gene Psmb8). The transcript has 6 exons. Bases 390 to 1016 code for a protein of 208 amino acids. The record is from RefSeq and is a predicted model, not a curated record. Gene Ontology annotation, molecular function: threonine-type endopeptidase activity. Gene Ontology annotation, cellular component: proteasome core complex. NCBI's taxonomy places the organism in Eukaryota, Metazoa, Chordata, Mammalia, Rodentia, Caviidae.
CCUGCGAGAGCAACCGGCAGGCGGGUGGCGCUGCGAGACCAUGGCGCUGCUGGACGUGUGCGGGGCCGCGCGGGGACAGCUGCCGGCCUGGGCCGGGGGGAGCGCGCGGGGCUCGGACCUGGGGCACUACAGCUUCUCCGAGCGCGCUCCGGAGCUCGCCGUCCCCAGGGGCAUGCAGAGCACCGUCCCUCCUAGAAGUCCUUAGGAACUGUUCUGGGCAUGAGCGGUCAGAGAGCUGUGGCCCAUCUCCUCGCCUGCCUAAACCCUUCCCUGCGGAGAUCCCGCUACACAAGUGUUCAUGGCUCUUCCCCUGCCUCUUCAACUCUCCUCAGCCCACGGAAUUCCUACAGUCCCUGGGUAGGGACCAGGAGAGGAAUGUUCAGAUAGAGAUGGCGCACGGCACAACCACGCUGGCCUUCAAGUUCCAGCAUGGAGUGAUUGUGGCAGUGGACUCUCGGGCCACAGCGGGGAACUACAUUAGCACCAUACGAAUUAACAAGGUGAUCGAGAUUAACCCUUACCUGCUGGGCACCAUGUCUGGCUGUGCUGCAGACUGUCAGUACUGGGAGCGUCUGCUGGCCAAGGAGUGUAGGCUGUACUACUUGCGGAAUGGGGAACGGAUCUCUGUGUCGGCUGCCUCCAAGCUGCUCGCCAACAUGAUGUCCCAGUACAGGGGCAUGGGCCUCUCUAUGGGCAGCAUGAUCAUCGGCUGGGACAAGAAGGGCCCAGGACUCUACUACGUGAAUGAGGAUGGGACUCGGCUCCCGGGACACAUGUUCUCCUCUGGCAGUGGGAACACCUAUGCCUAUGGGGUCCUGGACAGCGGCUAUCGGCCAGACCUCAGCCCUGAAGAGGCCUAUGACCUUGGCCGCAGGGCUAUUGUUCAGGCCACUCACAGGGACAACUAUUCUGGAGGCGUUGUCAACAUGUACCACAUGAAGGAAGAUGGCUGGGUAAAAGUGGAAAGUACAGAUGUCAGUGACCUGCUGCACCAGUACCAGGAGGCCAAGCAGUAACAGUGGCAUUGGCUGUGCAGGCCUCUUCUGGUGGCAGAAAAGGCCUCCAGACGCAGAGACCUGGACCACUUUCCAUCUCUGCCAAGACACAGGGUGGCCUGGCGGCGGGUGUCGGUGGGCCACGUUCACCCAUUUUCAUGCUCUUCUUUCAGAGAGCUUGUCUCCUAGGAGCCCUCGGGUGCUCCCUAAGAAUAAAGGAAAACGGUUAUGAA